AUGGCAGAACCUGCAUUGGACCUGGAGCUGAGGAAAGCAUAUGGGAACUUGGGAGACUUCGAAACCUCGACAUUCCAAUUUGCUCGCUCGGACGGAAUCACCGCUGAUGCGGCAAACAUUUACCCGCAACACGUUGACAGAUUAUUUCCGCUUGAACACGUUUCCCAGUGGGCGGAAACGAAGAGAGCAGAAAUGGAAGCUGCCAGAGCUCAGAUGCCCAAGCCUGGAGAUGAUGAGACACCCGAGGGUGCUUACAACCCCAUCAUCGACCGCCAUGAGAUUCGGAUUCUGGAGCUCCUUCCGGGCCACUUCAGCGACAAGCUCAAGGGCGCACUGCACCACUGUUCGGUUGAGUUCGAAUUUGAUGUCGAAUCUGAUGAGAGGCCGUACGACGUACGCUACUUCCGCACAAGACAUGGCCUCUCCAUGGAGGACCUGACCCAGCCCGUAUGGUACACGGCACUGAGCUACACCUGGGGGGUGCCCAAUCCCAGCACAGACAGCGUCAUUGAAUGCGACGGUUUCGAACUCAAAAUCACCCAUUCCCUGGACGUAGCGCUUCGGCAUUUCCGCCAGACCGACGAUUCAAUCAACCUGUGGAUCGACCAAAUCUGCAUCGAUCAGAGCAACCAAAGGGAGAAGGAACAGCAGAUUCCACUCAUGUCCAAGAUAUACAGGCAUGCAGUCAAUACGGUUGUCUGGCUGGGCGAGGCAAGUGAAGGAUCGGACAACGCAUUCGAGCUGCUUAAAUUCAUCGGCACUGUGUUCCAGAUGACGGUGGACGCACCUCCACCCCAGGAUUUCGAACGCCUGUUCCUGCCCAGCGCACACGAUGGCGCCUGGAAACAUCUCUGGGAUCUCGUCAACCGGCCGUGGUUCAACCGACUCUGGAUCGUCCAAGAAUGCAUCCUCUCGGACAAUCUGUGGGUCGUGUGCGGCGACACCACCGUCUACUGGGAAGAACUCACCAACGGCUUCAGUAACCUCGUGCGUAGCGGUCUGGCAGACUGGCUGCAGAGCGAGCACGGCCAGGCAGGACCAGACAGCCAGACGCGGGGAUGGGAUUCCAUGCACAUGCUGGGCGAGGAGCGGACGCACUACCACAGCUUCCAACAAACCCCCUCCCUCUUCGGCCUGCUGUCCCGUACCCGCAACGCGCAGGCCUCGGAUCCCCGGGACAAAGUGUACGGCCUCCUGGGCGUCUGCACCGCCACCGGCAUCCAAGUCAGCUACGACCCCGCCAACACCGUCGCCGCCGUCUACCACGCCGCCACGCUCGCCUGCCUCGGCGCCGGCCGCGAAUAUCUCCCCCCCAUCCUCUCCUGCGUCGACCACUCCCCGCAGCAGCAGCGGCACGCCGACCUCCCCUCCUGGGUCCCCGACUGGAGCCUCCCCCGCCAGACGAGCCCGCUCGGCCUCUCCACCAGCUCCAACGCCAUCUACCGCGCCGGCGGCCGCUCCCCCACCCCGCACCCCCUCUUCUCCCUCGUCACCCCCACCGCCAAACCCGCCCUCCGCCUCCCCGGCAAGAUCUUCCACCCCAUCACCGCCCUCACGCCCCCCUGCGACAACCCCGACAUCUCCGCCAUCUCCCCCUCCACCGCCAACGCCCACUUCCUCCCCUGGAUCGCCCUCGCCCUCGCCCACUGCCACCCGUACCCCGCCCCGCCCCCCUCCUCCUCCGGCACCACCCCCACCACCCCCACCAGCACCUUCACCGCCUUCCACACCACCCUCGUCGCCGGCUCCACCUCCCCCUCCUCCGGCCAGACACUACACACCCGCGCCCCCGCCGCCGCCUUCGCCGAAACCUUCAGCCUCCUCCUCGACGCCACCACCGGCCGCUCGCCCACCUUCCCCGACCAGACGUACAGCGCGCGGCAGCGGCGUCCCUUGGGAAAGGGCAGGCUGGAGCUGGCGCACCUGCGCGGCGAGCGCGCGCCGGGCAAGACGUGCAGGGAGGCGGCGGCGGCGGUGCGGAGGGCGGUGAGGGGGCGGAGGCUGGCGGCGCUGGGGGAGGGGGAGGGGUGGAUGGGGUUGUGUCCUGGGGGCGCGAGGGUGGGGGAUAGGGUCGUGGUUGUGGAGGGGGUGGGGGUGCCGUUUGUGGUUAGGGAGGUGGAAGGCGAGGAGGGGGAGGAGGAGGAGGAAGGAGGGGAGGGGCGGGGGGAGAGGAGGUGGAGGCUCGUUGGGGAGUGUUAUGUGCAUGGGAUUAUGGAUGGGGAGGUGAUGGGUAUGGAAGGGGUGCCGAGGGUGGAUGUUGUGUUGGUGUGA
Diplodia corticola is the source of this 2271-nucleotide messenger RNA. Its product is annotated as heterokaryon incompatibility protein. The transcript has a single exon. The coding region runs from base 1 to 2271 and encodes 756 amino acids. The record is from RefSeq and is a predicted model, not a curated record. NCBI's taxonomy places the organism in Eukaryota, Fungi, Ascomycota, Dothideomycetes, Botryosphaeriales, Botryosphaeriaceae.